CUAGGCCCUUCUCUCGUGGUCUUCCCUUGAGCAGCAGCUGUUGAGUGUGGCCACCCCCAACGUCCCUGAAUAUGUAUACCUGUGCAAAGUUCGUCUUUGCUCCUGCCCUUAUAAAGAACAGUUUCCAGCUGCUCUGUAGGCCCAUCUCUGCCUCUGUGCUGAACAGGCCUGAGGUCAGGACGAAGGAGCCUUGUCUCUCAGGUGCUCACAAUGAGCUCUUGCCAGUGUUGCGCCGGGAGUUCCAAACCAGCACUGUUUCCAGGGACAUUGAUACUGCCGCCAAGUUUAUUGGUGCUGGCGCUGCCACUGUAGGUGUGCCUGGCUCUGGUGCUGGCAUCGGGACCGUAUUUGGCAGUCUUCUCAUUGGCUAUGCCUGAAACCCUUCCCUAAAGCAUCAGCUCUUCUUCUAUGCCAUCGUGGGUUUUGCACUCUCUGAGGCCAUGGGGCUGUUCUGCUUGAUGGUGGCAUUCCUCAUUCUCUUUGCAAUGUGAAGGAGCCGGGUGUGCUGCCUGCCAUGUGCUCC
Podarcis raffonei (Aeolian wall lizard) is the source of this 523-nucleotide messenger RNA. Its product is annotated as ATP synthase F(0) complex subunit C3, mitochondrial-like. Gene Ontology annotation, biological process: proton motive force-driven ATP synthesis. NCBI's taxonomy places the organism in Eukaryota, Metazoa, Chordata, Lepidosauria, Squamata, Lacertidae. The transcript has a single exon. The coding region runs from base 72 to 377 and encodes 101 amino acids. Gene Ontology annotation, molecular function: proton transmembrane transporter activity. The record is from RefSeq and is a predicted model, not a curated record.